This is a messenger RNA of Prunus persica (peach), 2105 nucleotides long. Its product is annotated as ankyrin repeat-containing protein NPR4. The coding region runs from base 235 to 1992 and encodes 585 amino acids. The record is from RefSeq and is a predicted model, not a curated record. NCBI's taxonomy places the organism in Eukaryota, Viridiplantae, Streptophyta, Magnoliopsida, Rosales, Rosaceae. Gene Ontology annotation, molecular function: protein binding. The transcript has 6 exons.
CUAAGCAAGAACAUAUAGCAACCCCCUUUUAUAUAUAUGUUGAAGUUUCCACCAACCAUGCCAACCGUACGCAGAGAAGAUUGGCACCAUAUGUCUUCUUUUUUUGUUCAGUUUCUCUCUAAAACCUACCUAGAGAGGAGUGGUGGUGCUGUUUAGAUCUAUUUGGGUACUUGGAACACUUUCAAGUUUUUACGCAGGUACGACGCAUUUGAGCAAGUUUAAAUAUUUGGAACCAUGUCUAGCCCAGGACCACAAUCUACACCUGCUUCCACAAAGCCUAAGCAUCCUUCACGUCAUCUGCUAGAAAAAAGCAACAGAGAAGUAUACUUGAAGUUAUGUGUGCCCCUGCACAAAGCUGCAAUAAGGGGUGAUUGGGAUACCGCUAAAGGAAUCUUAUCUAUCGAUCCUACACUUUCAAGUGCUGGCAUAACAAAAGGAUGGCUGACUGCUCUUCACAUUGCAGCAGGUGCAAGGCAUAUUCACUUUGUGGAGGAACUGGUCAAAAUGAUGGAUGAAGAAGACUUGGCACUUCAAGACAACAAAGAAAACACUGCAUUGAGUUUUGCCGCCGGAGCUGGAGCCAUAGAAAUUGCCAAGAUUAUGAUUCAGAAAAAUAAGUUAUUGCCAACAAUUAAAACUGGUGAAGGACUGACACCGCUCUUUAUGGCUGCUUUGCUAGGACGGUCUGAAAUGGCGUGGUACUUAUACCCUAAAACGUAUCCAAUGCUAAAGGAAACGGACCGCAAUGCUCUAUUUUUUUCUUGUAUCGAUACUGGUCUUUAUGAUUUAGCCAUGAAGAUGCUAGAAGAUGAUACAACACUAGCAACUGCCCAUAAUUCCAAUGCAGAAACUGCCUUACAUGUCUUGGCUCGAAGGCCUUUAGAAUUUGGUGGCCGAAGUACUUUAGGAAUGUGCAGUAGGCUCAGGAAAUCAUUAGUCUCAGGCAUUGAGGAUUCGUACAAAAGCUCGAAGCAAACUAAAGCCCUAGAACUAGUCGAAUGCCUUUGGAAUCAAAUCUUGAAACACGACGAUGACUAUGUCAUGCGCCUCAUCGCAGAACCUUCGGAAGUACUAUUUGACGCGACGAGAUUAGGAAAUUAUGAGUUCCUGUCUGUGCUUAUUAAUUCUUAUCCAGAUUUACUAUGGGAAACUGAUGACGAAAAUCGGACUAUGUUCCAUGUUGCAGUCUUGUAUCGUCAUGCAAGUAUCUUCAAUUUAGUACAUGAGACGGGUUCAAUCAAAGACAUCAUAGUGACAUAUACUGAUGAUGAGAAUAACAACAUUUUACAUCUUGCUGCAAAACUAGCACCGCAAAAUCAACUCAAUCUUGUGUCAGGUGCAGCUCUACAAAUGCAGCGAGAGUUAGUAUGGUUUGAGGAAGUGAAAAAGAUUGUUCAACCUCUGUCCAUAGAUAUGAAAAACAAGGACGGCAAAACACCUCGAGAAUUAUUCACUAGUGAGCAUGAGGGGUUAUUGUGUAAGGGAGAAUCAUGGAUGAAGAACACUGCAAAUUCGUGCAUGCUUGUUGCUACCAUUAUCACCACUGUCGUGUUUUCAGCUGCAUUUAGCAUACCAGGUGGUAUAGCUGAUAAUACAGGAGCACCAAAAUUCCUAAAAGAUACAGCAUUUCUCAUCUUUGUCAUAUCAGAUGGAGUAGCACUCUUCUCCUCUUCAACUUCCACGCUGAUGUUCUUGUACAUCCUCACCUCGCGGUAUGCAGAAAAUGAUUUUCUCAAAUCCUUACCGUUGAAGUUAAUGGCAGGACUCGCAUCACUCUUCAUCUCCAUGACGUCGAUGAUGAUAGCCUUCAGCACAGCCUUCUAUUUAUCCUGUCACUACGGAUUGCGUUUCGUCUCGGAUUUUAUAUUUAUAUUUGCAUUUGUUCCAGUUGUCUUGUUCGUUUUCUUGCAAUAUCCACUCUUGUGCGAUAUGUUCUUAUCGACAUAUUAUUCAAGUCUUAUAUUUCAGCCAAGAAAACAUAUGAUCCAAUAGAAAGCCAAGUCCUCAAUGUUUAACCUUACCCCCAGAAUAAUGUGUAUAUCUAUGCGUUAUAAUUGAGGAAAAUUUUGUAAUAAAGUACUUUAGUAAUGGUGAUAUUGAUUCAA